UCUGACAACUCUUUCGAAGGACGAAGACGACGACCUAGUCGUGGUGGCAUGAACAUAAGCUAGCUAGACGCUGUGACCUGGAGGGACUACACGUUGGUUCUGUGCCCAAAAGCCUCGGAAAGAUGGGGGAAAGUGAGAUUUCGGUGAUGUCUUCUGUGGUAUCGGAGGAAGCGUCUUCUGUUUCUACUAGACAAACAGAGGAAGAUGCAGGCGAUGACACCACGGAGAAUGAGGUUUACUAUACCUCGGCACCCGAUGGGAGGAUCCGUCAGUCGACGCCGUCCUCUGCAGAUGGAGCAACACCAUUUGGCACUGCGACACCACCAGUAGUUACGACGACAACGAAAGUGACACGAAAGCCUCUACAAUGGAGACCGUUGGUAUGCAGUUAUAAGCUGUCCAUGAAAAUAGGGUACCCUUUUCCUCCCGAUGGGCUUUGCGACUACCUUUUUCAUACGUUUGGCGUGUUACCCGAGGGCUUGAACUACAAAGAAGAUUACCAUGUUCUUGACGAGGACAAGGCCCUACUGGAUCAAUUUAAAAAGGCCGCCGCCAAGUCCAAGUUAACUUCGUUUGGCAUUGAUAUAUACGACCAUUACGACAACAUGACUGGUCUUGCAUUAAGCACAAAUGAGGGAAAGGAUCUGCUGAGAGGACUCUGGGACUCCAAAAUUGUACAUUACGCCAUUUUGGAUUUCAUAAUCUACAGUGCAGGUGAAGAGUUCGCCCAUAAUAUCGUCAAGCUGGCAAAGAUAUUGAUCGGCCUAGGAGACGAAUACGAGAGCCUUCAUGAGUCAGAAAGCAGCUUCUUUUUCCUGGGCGUUGCACCAUUCGCUCUUGCAUUCCAAGGCGAACUGGAUUAUUCGAUGGAUCCUCUCAAUUAUGUUUUGAGCAAUCUUGUUCCGGACGCGGUACUGUACCGGUCCACUCGGACAGACUACGAGAAGUUUGAGCAUUACGACUGUGUUUUUGCUUCACCGUCAAUGUGGUCUAGGCUUGGAGAAGGGAACUCACAGAUGUCAUUUGAAGGGGCAUUAUUGCUGCGUCGUCUGAGCACCUGGCCCUCCAGUGUCGUACAAAUGAUGUCUUUCUCUCCAGCGAUGGCCUACAUCGAGGAUGACCUCGAGUUCAAGUAUGCUGAGACAUGCGCUGAAUAUGGUCUAAAACCAGCCUCUUUCGGCUUCACCACCAUACCACAAGGCCAUCAAAGCGACACAUCAAGCACGAGGAAUUUGGUUAGAAAUACAAUGAAAGCCAGCAAAUGUGAUCCGCAGAAUUUAGCUCGCACGGCUCCAUGGAAGACGUCACCAGACGGAAUGGACGUCUUCCGCUUAGGGUCAGAAGGCGAAGAAAACCAGACGUUCGUUGGAUAUGAUUCUCCAGAAUCUAUGAAGAGAAAGAUGUGCAACCUCACCGUGGAGCACAACUUCACUGGCGGAUGGACCAUGUUGCACAUGGAAUUCUCUGUCGUAGACGGAAAAGGCUGUGGUGACCUCAAGUAUACAGGGAACUACCAGACAGUUCAACUGUUACGUGACCUCAUGAAACUCAACUUUACCUCCGGUGACUGCACUUGAGAGUCAUACCAACUAAUUUACUUACUGUAAAUGAGAGCAAACUGAGGUCGAUUCACUGAACUGUGCGCAGCUGUAUAGUACUUAUGUACACUAAUCAUCGUCUUCACCAUGUACUAAAAUAAAUGUAUCUGUCUUC
Ornithodoros turicata is the source of this 1713-nucleotide messenger RNA. RefSeq lists its product as uncharacterized. Bases 123 to 1577 code for a protein of 484 amino acids. The transcript has 12 exons. NCBI's taxonomy places the organism in Eukaryota, Metazoa, Arthropoda, Arachnida, Ixodida, Argasidae. The record is from RefSeq and is a predicted model, not a curated record.